AUGAGCGAUUUUGAACACUAUCCUGGUUUUAAUGAGAACAAAGAAUUUUGGUCCUACCGUGAGUUUUUGUUUCUUCACCAUGAUGAUAUCAUACUUUCAGUAACUCCAGAAGCUCAAUGGCAUGGAAUGGGCAGUGCGUGGGCUCAUCGGGUGAUCCAAGAUCAGUCAACGUCUGAUUCUGGAGUAUUCACAGUCAAAGUCUGUGCCCAAGUGAUGGUUGAGGCAUGCCCAAUUAGUCAACGUCUAGUUCAGGUAAAAUCUGAGCGCAACAACAAAAAUUUGAAAGAUUAUUGGGAAGAUAUUAUUGCUAAAUGGAAAGAGACAAAUCAAUCCUCAAAUACCUCUUUACUGCAUAAACAUGUAAAACGUCAUAUCAUGCCAUUUAAUUAUAGGGAAGCAACAUUGGUGCUCAACAUGGAGAAAUUUCAAUAUUUCCCUGUUAAUGCUAUAAGUGAUUUUUACCAGAUUCGCGUUGAACCUGAGUAUGCUUAUUUUGAUCGCACAAAUUAUAUAUCAGUGCUUGAAUCCUUUGGAGAAAAAGUGUUACUCUUUCUGCGACCACAUCGAUUUGGAAAAUCACUGACUCUUAGUAUGCUAGCUCAUUUCCAUGGAAUAGAACAUAAGAAACGUUAUUAUGAACUCUUUCAGGAUCUUGAUGUUGACAAAGAUGUCCAGAAGGGUAAAGUCAUUCCUGGGCAGUAUCUUAUUUUAUCCUUAGAUUUUGCUGGAAUCAACCGUUCAAAUGACCUUAAAAUUGCUGAAGCUGCACUUCAUGAUAUGAUUAAUGAUUCCAUUGAACAAUUCUACAGAACAUAUGCAUCCUAUCUGGAAAGGCCAUAUGAUAACCUCCAGAAACUCAUUAAACAGGAUAAUAGCAUUUCUAGCAUUUCUAAAUGCAUUAGUAUAGUCCAAGAUAAACUUCGAACUGUAGAGGAAGAGGGAGAUAGCAAGCAUCUACUUGCUAAUGUGAAAGGAAUCUAUCUUUUGGCUGAUGAGUAUGAUGCAUUUAGCAAUGAAUACCUUGAUCCAGAAGACCAUAGUAUUACACCACUUUCAAUGACUGAUCAUACUAGUGGAUUCAACGUUGCAACCAAUGUCUCUUUUGCAAAAGAACUUGCAGGGCUUUGUGGUCUCAGUCAUGAAGAUGUAUGUGCUGCUCUGCAGCUGCCUUUUAUGCAUUUAAGUAGCAUAGAAAUCCAAAAACUUUUUGACAUUAUGAAACUUACAAAAAAUCCAAACUUGGGAAAUCCUCAAUGUCAUGACCACAGAGUAAAAGCGCAAGCUGCAUUAAUAGCCUUUGAGCUCGGCGUACUUAAUCUUCUGACAGAAGGUGCUGGAUGUGUGCCUAAUCUUCUGACAAAAGGAGUUCUGAAAGGUGCUCAGGGUUCGCCUAAUCUUCUGUUAGGAGAAGUUUCUAACCAAUAA
Entrophospora sp. SA101 is the source of this 1425-nucleotide messenger RNA. The record is from the annotation of a GenBank genome assembly. NCBI's taxonomy places the organism in Eukaryota, Fungi, Glomeromycota, Glomeromycetes, Entrophosporales, Entrophosporaceae.